GGAGGCCUUCGGACUGUGUGUGAUUAUGAUGUUGUGGUGGUAGCAUUUCUUGUUUGAAACCUGUUUUGUUUCUUGGUUAAAAAGAAAUUUACUAUUGUUGCUUACCUGCUUUUUUUUUUCUAACUGAGAUAAACACUUACGGUUGGCCUAGGUCUAGGUCCUAAGUUUUAAAGGUUGAUAAUUUAUUUAUUACUGAGUCAUUAUGGAAGGGGACACACCAGAAGAAAGAGAUGGUCAACAAGAAAUGAACCCCAAAAAGAGACAAAUCGAACAGAAAAGACCAACGAAAAAACUUAAGAAAACAGAUUUAAUCAAGCAACCCAACGAAGGUAAUGAUGAUAGUUUACCAUCAAGCCCACAUCACCAGCAGCCAAGUCAAGGAAUCUCUGAUGAUGAUUUCAGAGAAAUAUUAUCAUCCAUGUCAGGAUGGUAUGAUCGCCAUGGAUACAUCAAUAUGCUGAAAGUUUUGUACAGAGACUUUGUAACUGAGCCUAAUAAGCUAUAUGCUGCCACCAAGGUGAUUGAAUUGUUUGAAUUGGUAUGCAGUUCUGGACAUCUGAGUCCUGCAGAUCCUGCAGUACUAUAUGAUACUAUCAAUGUAACUAGGCCAUUUGGCAUGGAACCAGAAGUACGAAAAUUGACAGAGAGAACACCUUUUAAUACCAGGACAGUCGCUAUAUCAAAGUUUGCACCUAGCAGGCUAAAGUUGAUCAAGUUUUUAGAGAAUCUCAAAGACAGUGAUGUCAAGAAGACCUCAAAACUUUACAGCUGUGAACAAAACACUGACAGAUGGGAAUUAUUUGCGGACUUGGAGCAUAGAGGCAGGGUUUGUAAAGAUAACAUGGAUGACGUUAUGAGAAACAUAACAACACAUCUCAUUAUUGAUUCAAAAAAUGACCCUCUUGGGUUGAGGGGGACUGGGAAAGGUAAUAAGGAUUUUGCUACACUAGAAUCUCCAUCUACAGGUAAAUUGGUUUAUACCUUUAAUAUCUCUUCAGUAUUUAGUGUAACUAUCUUAAUCAUAAUUUUUAUUGUUUUAUAGGAUUUUAAUUUCAAUCUUUUUGAUCAUCAUUCAGGUUUAAAUAACCUACAUACAACAAGGUACUCUCACACAUUCUAGAAACAUGCAUACUACAACUGCAUAUGUAUUAUACAAGAAAAUCAUAAAGAAGAAAUGUUUAGAUUAUACUAUGUUUACUUACAUGGCAAUUAAAAUAUAUUCAAAUCAACAUUGGUAAACUUUAAAUAAUAUAUGUGGAUUUUAAGGAUAUGCAAGAUGAUUAAUAAACGUGGGUAAAAAGCUGUGAAAUUUUAGCUUUAGGCUGGGUAGAGAACUUCAAGACUGGGUGACCCCCCUCCUGCCAUAACUACAUCCCUGCUUGGAUACAUGCUGAUAGA
Molecule: messenger RNA, 1398 nt
Organism: Anneissia japonica
Lineage: Eukaryota; Metazoa; Echinodermata; Crinoidea; Comatulida; Comatulidae
Exons: 5
Coding region: 203-1042 (279 amino acids)
Source: RefSeq, a predicted model, not a curated record